Ahaetulla prasina is the source of this 4073-nucleotide messenger RNA. It is a transcript of the gene ADAP1, whose product is annotated as ArfGAP with dual PH domains 1. The record is from RefSeq and is a predicted model, not a curated record. Bases 393 to 1541 code for a protein of 382 amino acids. The transcript has 11 exons. Gene Ontology annotation, biological process: positive regulation of GTPase activity. Gene Ontology annotation, molecular function: GTPase activator activity; phosphatidylinositol bisphosphate binding. Gene Ontology annotation, cellular component: intracellular membrane-bounded organelle; plasma membrane. NCBI's taxonomy places the organism in Eukaryota, Metazoa, Chordata, Lepidosauria, Squamata, Colubridae.
CUCUUUUGCUGGCUGGCUCCGCUUCGGGGCUGGAGGCAUGCGGAACCUCCCCCCACCCCAUUCCCCCCCAGCCCUCCAGCGCACCGGGCGGGGAUGCUGAAGCCGCUGGGCGGCCGAGGGACCCCUCUUGGCCCUCCCCUCCGGCUCCCCAGGGGCCCCCCUGAGGAGGGUGGGGGUCUCCUCUGAAUGAAGCAGCCCCCCCACCCCACCCCGACCCCAGAAAGCGGGGAAGCGCCCUGGAGACCCACUAGGGCAAAGGCGAAGAGGGCAGGGCGGAGGAGUGGGAGAUCGCCUCUGACGACCCCUCCCCUCCUUCCCCAGGACCGACCCCCGGCUCGGCACUACCUCCCCCCCUCCCCACGCCCCCCACCCACCCACUCACCUACCCCACCAUGGCGAAAGAGAGGAACAAAACGGCGCUGCUGGAAUUGCUGCAAAGCGAAGGGAACGGCGGGUGCGCCGAUUGCCAGGCCAGCGAUCCGGACUGGGCCUCUCACACGUUGGGGGUCUUCAUUUGCUUAAAUUGUUCGGGGAUCCAUCGCAACAUCCCCCAGAUCAGCAAGGUGAAAUCCGUCCGUAUGGAUGAAUGGGACUCGGCGCAAAUCGAGUUUAUGGCUUCCACGGGGAACACAUUCGCCAAAGUUAAAUACGAAUCAAAAAUCCCACCAUUUUAUUAUAAGCCAACUUUUUUGGAUUGCCUACUGUUACGAGAACAAUGGAUCAGGGCAAAAUACGAAAGGGAAGAAUUCAUCUUCACCGAGAAGCAGGAGCCUUAUUCUGCAGGCUACCGGGAAGGAUAUCUGUGGAAGAGGGGACGUGACAACGGGCAGUUUUUGAGCAGGAAAUUUGUCCUGUCGGAACGGGAAGGAGCCCUGAAAUACUACAACAGAAAUGAUGCCAAAGAACCCAAAGCGGUUAUGAAAAUUGAGCAUCUCAAUGCCACCUUCCAGCCUGAGAAAAUUGGAAACCCUCACGGACUGCAGAUCACCUACUUGAAGGACAACAGCACAAGGAAUAUCUUUGUUUACCAUGAAGAUGGCAAGGAAAUGGUGGACUGGUUCAAUGCCAUCCGUGCCGCGCGAUUCCAUUACUUGCAAGUGGCGUUCCCUGGAGCCAGCGAUACUGACCUGGUGCCAAAACUUUCAAGGAAUUAUCUGAAGGAAGGAUUCAUGGAGAAAACUGGGCCAAAGCAAACAGAAGGGUUCAAAAAACGCUGGUUUACCAUGGAUGAUAGAAGAUUAAUGUAUUUUAAGGAUCCUUUGGUAAGUCGUCGACUCCUCCUCCUCCUCCUUCAUCCUCACAACUCUUCAAAUACACCAGCAGUCUUCAAAUAUGUCUCCAACAAGAUGCUUUCGCCAGGGGAGAGGUUUUUAUUGGGAGUAAAGAAAACAGUUACAAGGUCCUGGAAGGGCUCCCGCCGUCCACCCAGGGAAACCACUGGCAGUACGGAAUUACCAUCAUCACCCCUGACCGGAAGUUUCUCUUUGCCUGUGAGACCAAAAGCGAUCAGCUGGAGUGGAUUUCCGCUUUUCAGAAACUGAUCAACAGGCCAAUGCUCCCGCAGGAAUACGCAGUGGAAGCCCAUUUCAAGCAUAAACCCUAAGCGACGAUGUCGAAGCAAGAUUGGUUUUGGACCCGCAAGGACAUUGGUUUUCUUGUUAUGUUUUUGUUUGCGAGGCUAGCAAUGACCAAAAAGAAAAGAAAAAAGAAAGAAAAGAAAAUGUAAUUUAUAUUAAUUAGUGAAUCAUUUUAGACUGCAAGAUGGGAGGUGCAAUGAAAAUGCUUGAGCUGCGGAUCAUGGUGCUGUCCGUCCAAAGGAGACUGAAACCACAGGCAACAGCACUUUCCUGAGAAUGUCGUUCUUGAGCACUUAAUGGGUGAAUAACCUGGGCGCACUAGUUAAAAGAAUUGUGUCUUGACGUUUUGGAAAAAUCCUGGCGCAACGUCCUUCUUUUCCUUUCUUCUGUUCGGCUCUUGGCUGAGCUAUUACGGCGAUGUCCUUGUGUGGAAUGUGUUCCAAGAAGAUUCAUGUUCAGAGAUUGUAGCAGAACCUAGAAAACAUCUAUGGGAGGUAUCGUUCGUGAUGCUCAAACUCUGGUCUGGGAGUAGGCAGGAGGAGGAGGAACCGGGAGGAGGGAAGAUACAAAGAGGUACAUGAUGAAAUUUGGACAAUGGACCUCCGUCAUCUUGCUGUCAAAUAUGUGGUGGCAUCAUCUAAUGCAUCCGUUCCGCGGGCCCAGCCUUAAAAGAGUAACAGAGUUGGAAGGGACUUUGGAGGUCACCUAGUCCAACCCUUGCUCAAGCAGGAGACCUUAUACUAUUUCAGGUAAAAUGGUGGUCCAAUCUCUUCUUAGAAACUUCCAGUGACCCACAACUUCUGAAGGGCAAAUGCUUCCACUGGUUCAUUGUUCAACUUGUUCUCCAGAAACGUUGCUAAACUACAAAAUCAGGGAGCAAUGACUCUCCUCAACACCUCUUGGAGAUGUUCGAUGCGGAGAGGUUGGGUGUAGCCAUUUUUUCUUGUGAUGCUUGAAGGACGGACCCUUAUCAUGACCUUUGAGCAAGGAGGGACAAGUUAAGGAAUUCAAAAAUACCAGCCUCUCAAUUUUGGAAUGAGACAGGUCUGCGUGACUCAAUAAGGAACUGAAAAAAGCUUGAUUUCCCCAUCUCUGAACUCUGCAGGAGCAUCUAUGCUACUGUCCCAAAAAAGUCAAGAUGGUAGCUGUGAUGGAACAUCGCGAGCAUUAUCUUCACUCAGAAGAAUUCAGAUUAUUCUUCUUAGAAGAAUUCAGGAUAUUGUCACCCAACCACUAUGACCAAAGCUGAAGUGGGUGAUGAACUGGGACAAACUUUCACAAAUGUCCCUUGACAAUAGCCCAUCCACGAGUGAACUUCUGCAAAGCAGCGAUAAAAUGCACAAAAAGUACUAAGCUAUGGUUUGCUUCACCUCAGUUUAAUGACUGAGCCACCUAUGAGUUUGCAUCGUACGCGAAGCCUAGCACAACCCAACCUAAUUCACGGCAAAGCUGGGUGGCUUUCACCGGUGAAAACUACUUUCGAUGUCAGAAGUGACUUUUCCAAGAAGACACCAUGCUAACAACAAGCCUUUAAUCCAAGGGUGGGCAAUGAAUUUUCCCAAGAGGCCACAAGAGAAAUUAGGCCUGUUGUGGAGAGCCAGACCAAUCGGACUGUGAAGGCGUGUAGAUAAUAAAAAAAAAAAAAGGGGGUUUGUCUUUAAAAUUAAAGCAAUGCAGCUAUUUUGUGUGUCUGCUGUACACUUACUUACAAACAUUUGAUUUCCAAUUUCGGAUUGACCUCCCGUGGGGCGGAUAGCGACCACUGAAAGGCCAGACGUGGCCCAAGGGAGCCGUAAGAUACUCAGGCCUGCUCAACCUCGAGCAAAGCAUCCGUUAAAAACGUUCAUUCGUAAAACAGCUUAAAGGCUAAACCCGGCGCAAGUACCCACAAGUUAAGAAAGCAAACCAUGGUUUGAUUCGAAACUCCGUUAGCUUCAGCAGGCAAGAGAUUUCCUGUUACGUUUUUUUUGGGGGGGGGGCAAGCGGGAGCUAUUUAGGAGUUUGCUGCACGAGGACUAUCGUUGACUAAUACGGGAUUUUAAUUGUCCUUCUAUUUUCAUCAUGUUUAAGCCACCCGGCAACCGAUUCGCGCCUCUCUCUUCUCUAAAGCCAGAUUCCCACCGUUUGUAGCCGUUACUUUGUAUGAUUGUCUAUUUAUACUGACCGACACAGCGGGUUAAUUCACCCUUUCGCUGAAAUCUCCUUGUUUCUCGUCUUCUCUCUUCUGGAUGUAAGAUUAUAUUAAUUCUUGCUCCUCCACAGGCUCAGCUGUGACCUUCAUAACUUUUUGACAAGUCAGGUACAAAAGAAUUCUUCUUAAGAGUCCCGGACUAGUUUUUCUUGCAUCAGAAGACACAGUCUGGAUUCAAACCGGUUUCUUCCAAUAUUUCUGUAAGAUCAGGUCUCUCUGUCUCGUGCGUUACGUUUGUUAAGUUUUGAUGGUUAAGACAGUUGUGGUACUAACUAUCAUCCACACCAAUAAAUUAUUAUCCUGUU